UGUCAAAAUUCAAACGUCAACUUUGUUGUUUGAGUCAUUUUCCGCAGGUUCUAAUCGGUCGGCGCAGGUGCAAAUUUUGCAAAAUCGACGCGAAACUUGAUUUUCUUUUCGUGAUUUUCGCGGUUUUUUAGUGUCUUUGAAACGAGAAUACUCAGAAUACGAUUUCGCUUCUCUCAAAUGCGAUAUUGGAUGAUAAACGUCGCGAAUCUUGUUAUUUUCUGCUCCAGCUCUUUCCGCUGACGUUCUUGUUCUGCAAUGUUUUUGUGUUGAAAGACCUCCGGUAACCGUAAAUAUUUAAGUUUUUUCGUGAAAUAGCGGUUCGCGCUCGGAACCAGCCACAACUUGUUGCUCCAAAGUGCGGAUUAUUGAUUUCCUGGGCAGACGAAGAGGGAGUUGUUGACUUUGCUGUUUUGACUUCGCUGCAGCUGCCAGUUUGCGAUGAUUAAUGAGUUUUAAAGGAAGAAAUUCUUAUCAGCUGGAAACUUGAAGCAUGGAGCCCGGCUCCAGCGGUCAGGGUGUGGCCGAAGCUGCUGAACACUCGUACCAGAUUCACAACCUGGAGACUGUCACCGAGGAGGAAGAUACCUUCAAAGAGUGGCCCCUGCUCGUGGAAGAUAGCACCAAAUCACAGCUGAGUUGGCCACUAACACGGUUGCUUCAACAGCUGGACCGCCAGGUUCAACCGCAACGAGAGCUAACCACAUUCGAUGUACUCUUCACAAUCGCGUAUUGCGUCGGCCUUGAAGCUGGCUACGUCCCCGUCGGCCACAAACUGACCUCGAACCAGCCCCUCUCCCGAUACGCGUCCUUUGACCGCAGAAUCCUCACAAUCUUUUCGAAAAUCAUCCCCUCAAACUUCUACAACCGCGAAAGCCGAAGCUACCGGCUAGAUAUUACCCUAAACUCCGACGACCAGCAGCGCUGCUCCCUGGUCGGCAUAAAAAGUGGAGACUUCCUCUGCGUAACCUUUACAAUCCUCAACCGAACGGACCUCCCCGGACGGAGUCUGUUUCUCCCGGUUUCUCGCUUCGUUCCUCUGCUAAACUUCCAAAAACUCCCGCUUUUCUGUCAGAAUCUCCUAGAGUUGUCCCAUAAAUUGAAAAACGGACUCUUUACGCCGGUUCGUGACGAUCUGUGUCAGGACGCGGAUGCCGCGCUGUAUCCGUCGCUGUACGGACUGCCGGAUGAGGUUUUGGCGCUGCUGGUGCGGCGGUAUCUCGGCAGGAAGGAUCGGGCUCGGUUGGGGGCCACUUGUGGCCGGUUGAGGGAGCUGGUGAAGAUGUAUCGGCCGGAGGAAAGGUAGAAGCUUGGGAGGUUGCGUAGACUAGUGGUGGUAAUAUUGAAAUAAAAGGUAUUUGAACCGUA
Molecule: messenger RNA, 1365 nt
Organism: Culex quinquefasciatus (southern house mosquito)
Lineage: Eukaryota; Metazoa; Arthropoda; Insecta; Diptera; Culicidae
Product: protein nutcracker
Exons: 2
Coding region: 491-1303 (270 amino acids)
Source: RefSeq, a predicted model, not a curated record